Messenger RNA from Neurospora tetraspora, 1008 nucleotides. Its product is annotated as RF-1 domain-containing protein. NCBI's taxonomy places the organism in Eukaryota, Fungi, Ascomycota, Sordariomycetes, Sordariales, Sordariaceae. Gene Ontology annotation, molecular function: translation release factor activity. The transcript has 2 exons. The coding region runs from base 223 to 966 and encodes 247 amino acids. Gene Ontology annotation, cellular component: mitochondrion. The record is from RefSeq and is a predicted model, not a curated record. Gene Ontology annotation, biological process: translational termination.
CCAAGAAGCCCCACCAGAUCGGUACGGCGCGACCGACUUUGGCCCGUGACGACGAACGAACGUCCGUCGGCCACUGUGACCGCGACCGCUGCCUGCCGGCCCCGACGACCGCGCUGGAACUGCGGCGCAAUUGCCAGCCGGAUGCGACGAUGCCUUGGUGGCUCCGUUCCGUCAUCAUCAUGAUCCCGUUCCCGUCGUGACAGUCUUCGGCUCCGGAUUCGGAUGAUGAAGACAACACUUGGCCUACCAGUACCUUCGCUUUCAGCCCUUUUCGCAGGUGCAGGAGGUCGAAUCCUGAGAUAUGGCGGCCUACCUUUUAUCUCGGGCUCGGGAGCAGGACGGCGACCGGUGAUCGCAACACCAGCAGCCCGGCCCGGGGCAGCAGCAGUAGCAGCAGCACCGUUCACCACCACCGCUCCAUCAUGGCUCAAACCGUGGCAAAUGCCUCCCCGCCCUAAACUCCCCGAGGACGAGUUGGAAGAGGUUUACCUCAAGGGUAGUGGUCCCGGUGGACAAAAGAUUAACAAAACCAACAGCGCCGUCCAACUCCGGCACAUCCCCACCAACAUCGUCAUCAAAUGCCAAGAAACGCGCUCACGGACACAAAACCGCAAGCUGGCUCGGGAGAUCCUCGCCGCCAAGGUGGACCUGUUCCUCAACGGGGACAAGAGUCGCGUAGCGAUCGUGGGCAACGUCAAGAAGAAGAAAGCGGAUAGCAAGGCGAAGAAGGCGAGAAGGAAAUACAAGAAGUUGGAGGAGAAGAAGGCCGGCAAGGCUGGUGGACAGCAGCUAGUGGAGGGGGAAGAGGGCGCAGAAGGGGAAGAGGGGGAAGAAGGGGAAGAGGGUGAAGCUGAGGGAGAAGAGGUGGAGGAGGGAUAUGAAGAUGAGGUACAAGAGGGAGAAGAGGCUGAGAAGGGAAAAGAGGCUGAGAAGCGCGGAGGAAACGCGGAUGGCGCUAGACAGUGAGGAUACCCAUGGUGUUAGCAAAUAGACGAAAGAUCGAAGCCA